UUCUUAUCGCCAAUGUGAAGAGGGUGGACGCCACGUAUCCGAACGAGCUACGACAGAAGCCCCUGGUGGUCGUCAAAAUCCCUUUAGGAAAAAAAAUCUUCCAACAACUUUCCUCCAUCUCGGCCUUUUUUUCUCCCAGCUUCGCUUGGCGGUAAUCGAGAGCCAAAAGGAGGAGGAGGAGACAUAAACAGAGCGCGAAAAGCGGGAGAGAGGGGGAAAAGCCACAAAGGUUGAAGGUUUGAUUUAAGUGUUCCUCGCCCGAAGGUAUCAUUAGAUUCGGGCUUGGAUCUUCUUGAGUUAUCAUUAUCAUAAAUGGCAUCUUCACCAAUAAACCUUGCUGCAAAUGGAAUCUCUAGACAUACUGUCAAACUGAAUUUGACCAGAGAAUUUUAUGGUAGGCAUCUGAAAGCUUCAGCAGCCCUGCCUUCAGUUGGUAAAGUGUCCAGGCCAGUCUCUGUUAUUGCCUCCUUGUCCGAAAGGCAGCGGGAGGGAAGAAGAGAUUUCCUAAAACUGUUACUUGGAAAUAUUGGACUUAGCUUGCCUGCUUUAGUUGGUACAAGAAAUGCUUAUGCUGAUGACCAAGGUGUAUCAUCUUCAAGAAUGUCAUAUUCAAGAUUUUUGGAAUAUUUGGAUAAAGAUAGGGUGAAAAAGGUGGAUCUGUUUGAGAAUGGAACGAUUGCAAUUGUAGAGGCCAUAUCUCCUGAGUUGGGUAAUAGGGUGCAGCGAGUACGUGUGCAGCUCCCAGGGUUAAGUCAGGAGCUUCUCCAGAAGUUGAGAGCGAAGAAUAUUGAUUUUGCAGCACAUAAUGCACAGGAAGACUCUGGCUCAUUUUUGUUCAAUCUAAUUGGCAACUUAGCUUUUCCUCUAAUCCUUAUUGGAGGUUUAUUUCUUUUGUCAAGACGGUCAUCUGGUGGGUUUGGUGGACCAGGGGGCCCUGGCUUCCCCCUUGGCAUUGGUCAGUCAAAAGCCAAGUUUCAGAUGGAACCCAAUACUGGUGUCACAUUUGAUGAUGUUGCUGGAGUAGAUGAAGCAAAGCAGGACUUCAUGGAAGUGGUGGAGUUCUUGAAGAAACCAGAGAGGUUUACUGCAGUAGGUGCACGGAUUCCAAAGGGUGUUCUUCUUAUUGGUCCUCCAGGAACUGGGAAAACAUUGCUUGCCAAGGCAAUUGCUGGUGAAGCAGGUGUUCCAUUUUUCUCAAUUUCUGGCUCUGAGUUUGUAGAGAUGUUUGUUGGUGUAGGUGCUUCACGAGUCCGUGAUCUUUUUAAGAAGGCCAAAGAGAAUGCGCCUUGCAUCAUUUUUGUGGAUGAGAUUGAUGCUGUUGGAAGGCAAAGAGGAACAGGAAUUGGAGGUGGGAAUGAUGAGAGAGAACAAACUCUUAAUCAGCUGUUGACUGAGAUGGAUGGGUUUGAAGGAAAUACUGGAAUAAUUGUAAUUGCAGCCACCAAUCGUGCAGAUAUCCUAGAUUCUGCUUUGUUAAGACCUGGACGCUUUGAUAGACAAGUAACUGUUGAUGUUCCAGAUGUGCGAGGACGAACUGAAAUACUAAAGGUGCAUGCUAGCAAUAAAAAGUUUGAUGGUGAUGUUUCUCUUGAUGUUAUAGCCAUGAGAACACCGGGUUUUAGUGGGGCAGACCUUGCAAAUCUUUUAAAUGAAGCAGCCAUUUUGGCUGGUCGUCGUGGAAAAACGGCUAUUUCAUCAAAAGAGAUAGAUGAUUCAAUUGACAGAAUUGUGGCCGGCAUGGAAGGGACAGUAAUGACAGAUGGAAAAAGCAAAAGCCUGGUGGCAUAUCAUGAAGUUGGGCAUGCAAUCUGCGGAACUUUAACUCCAGGACAUGAUGCUGUCCAAAAGGUUACCCUCAUCCCACGUGGCCAAGCACGGGGACUCACUUGGUUCAUUCCUGCCGAUGACCCAACUUUGAUAUCAAAGCAACAAUUAUUUGCAAGAAUUGUAGGUGGUCUUGGAGGCAGAGCUGCUGAGGAGGUCAUCUUCGGGGAGCCUGAGGUGACAACUGGUGCUGCUGGAGACUUGCAGCAAAUCACUAGCUUAGCUAAACAGAUGGUUACCACAUUUGGAAUGUCUGAGAUUGGCCCUUGGUCGCUAAUGGAACAGUCAGCACAAAGUGCAGAUGUUAUCAUGAGAAUGAUGGCAAGGAACUCGAUGUCUGAGAAGCUUGCUGAGGACAUUGAUGCUGCAGUUAAGAGGAUAUCAGACUGCGCAUAUGAGAUUGCCUUGAGCCAUAUCAGGAACAACAGGGAAGCCAUUGAUAAGAUUGUGGAAGUGCUCUUGGAAAAGGAAACAAUGACGGGUGAUGAGUUCCGAGCAAUUCUCUCGGAGUUUGUGGAGAUUCCUCCAGAGAACAGGGUUCCUCCAUCCACUCCAGCCGCUGUCCCUGUCUGAUCAUGGGUCAGCCUGAAACAUAAUGUGACGUAAAUACCACAAUCUUCAUAGUGCAGUAUCUGUAUCCAUUCAGUGAUAUCUCACAUCAUGGCUGGCAUUUUGAUGUACAAUCUUGUAUAAUUUGUCGGUCCAUGCAAGUUAAAAAUAUGUUCGCAAUCAGAUAUCUUUCACCAAGCAUGAGAUCUUGUGCCAUAUCAUCAUCAUGUAUAAUUUCUUGUCUGAAUUGGAAAUAGAAGUGUUUCUAGAAGAGGUUGCAGGAC
Messenger RNA from Elaeis guineensis (African oil palm), 2657 nucleotides. Its product is annotated as ATP-dependent zinc metalloprotease FTSH 2, chloroplastic. The record is from RefSeq and is a predicted model, not a curated record. Gene Ontology annotation, molecular function: ATP-dependent peptidase activity; ATP binding; ATP hydrolysis activity. Lineage: Eukaryota; Viridiplantae; Streptophyta; Magnoliopsida; Arecales; Arecaceae. Gene Ontology annotation, biological process: proteolysis. Gene Ontology annotation, cellular component: chloroplast thylakoid membrane.